AUGGCCCUGACCCGUGUGGCCGCUUGCCACGUUUCCCCUCAUUUCCUCUCUGCACGAAAAACAGUCGACAAAGCAACCUCCUUCGUCCAAACAGCAGCCAAAAACUCAGCAAACCUCAUAGUCCUCCCAGAGACCUAUAUUUCAGCAUUUCCAAUUUGGAGCGCACUAAGACCACCCACCGAGAACCACGAUCUAUUCCGGCGAAUGGUCCAGCAAUCCAUAUACGCAGAUGGCAAGGAAGUCCAGGCCCUUCGCGAUAUUGCCUGCGACACCAAUUCCGUAAUUAGUAUUGGUAUAUCUGAAAAGGCUAAUUCAAAUCAUGCUUGCCUUUAUAACUUGAACCUGAUAAUCGGCCAUACGGGAGAAAUCUUGGUUCAUCACCGAAAGCUUAUGCCGACGUUCUUCGAGAAGUUAAUUUGGAGUCCUGGAGAUGGGUAUGGUCUCCGUGUGGCUGAUACGCCAUAUGGUCGUAUUGAUGGUUUGAUCUGUGGCGAGAAUACGAAUCCCUUAGCGCGGUUCUCACUUAUUGCGCAGAGAGAAGAAAAAAUCAUAUUUCUUCUUGGCCGCCUAUCUGGCCUACACGUCUUCCACCGCCAUCUAAUGAUGAUGGAAAUGCAGCAAAGGCUGCGCCGAUCUAUGAUAAUGUUCUUGCGAAUCGUGUCCGUGCGGCAGCACACUGUUUCGAAGCAAAGCUCUAGUACACCAGAUGUCAUUCGUAAUGCAUUGUUGACAUCGUCUAAGGGAGUGAGCAUGUUUUUGGAUUCAAGUGGUGCCCCAUCGCCAAGUUUUAGAAUCGACGAAGAGAUUGGAGAGCAACGACCAACAGAGUUCUUACAGAACGAGGAGGGGAUUAUAUAUGCCGACCUUGAAUUGAGUCGCUGUAUUGAGGGAAAGCAAUAUCACGAUGUUGUUGGAGAAUAUCAACGAUUGGAUGUGUUUGAAUUGAAGGUCAAUAGAUCGAGAAAGAACCAUGUUAACUUUACAGAAAGCCGCGAUGUUGAAGAAUGA
Penicillium angulare is the source of this 1008-nucleotide messenger RNA. RefSeq names its product carbon-nitrogen hydrolase family protein. The transcript is spliced from 2 exons. Gene Ontology annotation, molecular function: catalytic activity. The record is from RefSeq and is a predicted model, not a curated record. NCBI's taxonomy places the organism in Eukaryota, Fungi, Ascomycota, Eurotiomycetes, Eurotiales, Aspergillaceae. The coding region runs from base 1 to 1008 and encodes 335 amino acids.